AUUAUUCAAAAUUUCUUGAAAUUGAAUAAUUAGGAUAAAAUGUACACAAUUAAGCUCUUUCUCAUUAUUGUUCCUCUAGUUAUUUCUUCCAGGAUUGAUCAAGACAAUUCAUCAUUUGAUUCUGUAUCUUCAGAGCCAAAAUCAAGAUUUGCUAUGUUAGAUGAUGUAAAAAUUUUAGCCAAUGGUCUCCUUCAGCUGGGACACGGUCUUAAAGACUUUGUCCAUAAGACUAAGGGCCAAAUUAAUGACAUAUUUCAAAAACUCAACAUAUUUGAUCAGUCUUUUUACAAUCUAUCACUGCAAACUAAUGAAAUUAAAGAAGAAGAAAAAGAACUGAGAAGAACUACAUCCAAACUGCAAGUCAAAAAUGCAGAGGUGAAGAACAUGUCACUUGAACUCAACUCAAAACUUGAAAGCAUCUUAGAAGAAAAAAUUCUACUUCAACAAAAAGUGAGAUAUUUGGAGGAACAAUUAACAAAUUUAAUUCAAAAUCAACCCGACAUUCAUGAUCAUCCAGACAUAACAUCACUUAAAGUUUUUGUAGAACAGCAAGAUAAUAGCAUCAAAGACCUUCUCCAGACAGUGGAAGAACAAUAUAAACAAUUAAACCAGCAGCACAGUCAAAUAAAAGAAAUAGAAAAUCAGCUCAGAAGGAGUGGUAUUCAAGAACCCACAGAAAAUUCUCUUUCUUCCAAACCAAGAGCACCAAGAACUACACCCCCACUUCAGCUGAAUGAAACAAAAAAUGUAGAACAAGACGGUACUUCUUGGACAUUAAUUCAACACCGAAUAGAUGGAUCACAAAAUUUCAAUGAAACAUGGGAGAAGUACAAAUACGGUUUUGGGAAGCUUGAUGGAGAAUUUUGGCUGGGCCUAGAAAAGAUAUAUUCCAUAGUGAAGCAAUCUAAUUACAUUUUACGAAUUGAACUAGAAGACUGGAAAGACAACAAGUAUUAUGUUGAAUAUUCUUUCCACUUGGGAAAUCAUGCAACCAACUACACACUACACCUGCUGGAGAUGCCUGGCAACGGCCCCAAGGUGUUUCCAGAACACCAAGACUUGGUGUUUUCCACGUGGGAUCACAAAGCAGACGGUCGCCUUCACUGUUCAGGAAGUUAUUCGGGAGGCUGGUGGUGGCAUGAUGUAUGUGACGAAAACAACCUAAACGGCAAAUACAACAAACCAAGAGCAAAAUCUAAGACAGAGAAAAGAAGAGGAAUAUGUUGGAGAUCUCAACAUGGAAAGUUAUACUCUAUCAAAUCAACCAAAAUGUUGAUUCAUCCAAAAACUUCAGAAAGCUUUGAAUGAGCUGAGGUAAAUUAAAAAACAAUAAAUUAAAUAUUAAACUCAUUCCAAA
Messenger RNA from Heterocephalus glaber (naked mole-rat), 1357 nucleotides. It is a transcript of the gene Angptl3, whose product is annotated as angiopoietin like 3. NCBI's taxonomy places the organism in Eukaryota, Metazoa, Chordata, Mammalia, Rodentia, Bathyergidae. The record is from RefSeq and is a predicted model, not a curated record. Gene Ontology annotation, biological process: phospholipid catabolic process; triglyceride homeostasis; cholesterol homeostasis.